CCACUACCCAGGUUGCAAGUGUUAUUCUCUUAAAUCUCAUGUUUUUUUUAAUCUGUUCUUAUUUAAAAUCCAACUUGUCAUUUUAAUUUUGAACCAAGUAGUUUAUUUUAGCCCACUCGUGUGACAGCGUCACAUGUUGUUGAACUAAAAAAAAUGUAGAAUUUCCAAAAUAUCAAUAUUUUGGUCCUUGCAUGCGAGAGCUAGAAUCUCUUUUUUUGGUUGACAAUAUAACACGAGUAGCUUUGAUGAUUUAUUAGGUUUCAAUUAAGUCGUUAUAACUUUAGAAGUUUUAUUUUCAUUUUUAUGUUCAAAUGUGAGUAAAGUUAUGAAAAUUUGAUAAUACCCUUAAACACUUGGACAUUGAUUGCAUCUACGAUAUAAAAUACACAUAAGUAAGGUAUGUUAAUGUUCGUUUAAUAUAUAUGUAGUAGUGAAUAAGAUAUAUCAUUUAUAUAUCAACAUUCAUUUAAUAUACAUUUUGUAAACAAAAUUCACAUGCAUUUUAGUAGCAAAUUGGGUAUUUUUUUGGUGUGUUAAUAUUUAUUUAAAAUGCAUUAAAUACUAUUUUAUUCAUUGACCUAAAAACAAAAGGGUAAAACCAUAAUAACAAAUUGAUAAAACAAACAAAUUUUGAUUUUAAAUAUUUUACAAUAUUUAUGCAAUCAAAUAACCAUGGCUAGAUUUGCAGAUAUACAGAGUAUUUGUGCUAUCCAUACAGAAAUACAUUUUUCGUCAAAGUUGGCAACAAGCUGAAUGCCGAGGACGAAGAAGGAAGCAACAAAAAAGCAUAAAGUUGAAGCUGGAACGGCGGAGCUUAGGAGGGAACUGCAACUGCAAGGCAUCUGUGCAUCACGUGCAGAAGAAAAUUCAUCUUCCAGAAAUCAUCAAUCCAACUAUGAACAAAAUUAAACUGGAAACCGAACAACUUCCAUUUCAACAUCCUGUAACUCGCAUUUUUUACUCGCGAUCCCACUCUCCAGUCUACAAAGCGCUUCUUCAAGCGGGUUCCCGUCUGAGAAGCCUUCAACAAGUUCAUGCUCAUAUUAUCGUUUCCGGACUCCAUACAAGUCGAUCCCUCCUCACUAAGCUUAUUUCUCUUGUUUGUGCCGCUGGUUCAAUUACCUAUGCUCGGCGAUUGUUCCCCACUGUGCCAAAUCCCGACUCCUUCCUGUUUGAUUCCCUUCUCAAAGCAACUUCCAAAUUCGCUUUCUCUAUUGAUGCCGUCUUGUUUUACCGUCAUAUGCUUUUCUCGGGUGUUCCCCAGUCGAAUUACACCUUUACGUCUGUGAUCAAAGCCUGUGCAGAUCUUUCAGCUCUGAGGUUAGGUAGAGAAAUUCAUUCGCAUGUUAUGGUUUGCGGGUAUGGUUCUGAUAUGUAUGUUCAGGCUGCCCUUAUUGCUCUUUAUGCCAAAGCUAGUGAUAUGAAAGUUGCCAAGAAGGUGUUUGAUGCAAUGCCACAAAGAACAAUUAUAGCUUGGAACUCACUAAUAUCAGGGUACGAGCAAAAUGGAUUCCCGAAAGAAUCAAUUGGUAUAUUUCAUCUGAUGUUGGAGUCGGGCUUUCAACCUGAUCCAACGACUAUAGUGAGCUUAUUGUCUUCCUGUUCUCAGCUAGGGGCCCUUGAUUUCGGUUGCUGGUUGCAUGAUUAUGCUAAUGGUAAUGGUUUUGAUCUUAACGUGGUUCUUGGUACUUCAUUGAUUAACAUGUACACUAGAUGUGGGAAUGUAAGCAAAGCACGGGAAGUUUUUGACUCCAUGAAGGAAAGGAAUGUCGUUACCUGGACAGCCAUGAUUUCAGGGUAUGGGAUGCAUGGCAACGGUGAGCAAGCAAUGAAGCUUUUUGGUGAAAUGAGAGCUCACGGUCCUCGUCCUAACAAUAUUACAUUUGUUGCAGUCUUGUCUGCAUGUGCUCAUUCAGGGUUGAUUGAUGAUGGCCGUCGGGUAUUUUCAAGCAUGAAGGAAGCAUAUGGGUUAGUCCCAGGAGUAGAACAUCAUGUCUGCAUGGUAGAUAUGUUUGGGCGUGCUGGAUUGCUCAACGAUGCUUAUCAAUUUAUCAAAAAUUUUCUUCCCAAAGAGCCAGGUGCGGCAGUUUGGACUUCAAUGCUCGGGGCGUGCAGAAUGCAUAAAAAUUUUGACCUUGGCGUUAAGGUUGCAGAACAUGUUUUAGCAGUUGAGCCAGAAAACCCCGGUCAUUAUGUAAUGCUUUCUAACAUAUAUGCAUUGGCCGGUAGGAUGGAUCGUGUGGAGAUGGUACGAAAUAUGAUGAUUAGACGACGCCUAAAGAAGCAAGUAGGGUAUAGCAGCAUUGAGAUCAAUCGAAAGACAUAUUUGUUUAGCAUGGGUGACAAGUCUCAUCCUCAGACAAGCACAAUCUAUAGGUAUUUAGAUGAAUUGAUGGGUCGAUGUAGUGAAUCAGGCUAUGUACCAGCACCAGAGUCCUUGAUGCAUGAUUUGGAAGAUGAGGAAAGGGAUUAUGCCCUUAGAUAUCAUAGUGAGAAGGUUGCACUAGCAUUUGGUUUACUUGAAACCAAUCAAGGUGAGACUAUAAGGAUUGUAAAGAACCUUCGAAUAUGUGAGGAUUGUCAUUCAGCUAUUAAACACAUCUCUAUUAUUGCUGAUAGAGAAAUAAUUGUUAGGGAUAAAUUUCGUUUUCACCACUUCAAAGAUGGUUCUUGUUCUUGUCUUGAUUAUUGGUGAUAAUUUUAUUCAUAAUCUUCAUCUUGAGUAUUCUAGCUGUUUCUGAGAGUUCAAGGGAUUUGUGAGCUAAUCUGCCACCAGUCGUGGAACUGUCGCUGAGCUUUCUAAUUUGUUGAGCAAUCUUGUCACUGCUGCUCUUCAGUUGGUGUUUUUAAAUAGCAGCGAUCUAGUCAUUAACUUGAUCGGUUCUCCCACUGCCAGGUCCCUUAUUUAUUCAAUGAUUGAUCCCUAAAGCAGGUACUGACUAGGUGUUCAUGUUCAUUUGAAAAUUGAAGUAGCACCAGAUAAGCUCUCUUUGGUUGUUCGGGAAAGUGCUGACGCUAAUCGUGUUCUAACUGCCUUUUUGAAAACUGAAAUGUACUGGUAAAUCUUUUGCGCAGGUUCACAGGCUUGAAGCAGCUUAUGCUCUUUGAUUCAAGCUUCAACAAGAGGGCUGGGCAGUUUUAUUUUAUAUAGUCAUAUCGUUAAAAGGUUCUUUACCUAAGGUCUUAGAAGUUAGAACUAUCUUAGACUAAUGCUUAUAAGAUGGUAGUUAACUCUCAAAUAGGGAAUUUACAAUAAUCUAUUUUUUUUAAAAGAAAGAUUACCGAUUCGGUAAUGAUUCAACUUUUUUAUUUGAUUAGCCAUCAUAUGAGAUACAAACUUGAUUUUCUGGGGAGGGGCAGGUACCUUCGAACAAAACACUAAACAUUUUAUGCAACAUUGCAGGCUGAGGGAAAGAAGUGUAUUAGCUCUAAGACAUUAUUCAUUCUUUGGUAACUUCUAAUUAAAUGGAGUGCGAUCUAACAAUUUUUUGUUCCUUGCAUCAACAUGAUCUCAAAAAAUGUUGACAUGAAUCACUACCAAGUGAACAUUUCUUUGCAAAUUCAAGCUUCUUGUGUUGGGUUGGAGAGCGGGUUUUGGAGGGAAGUGGGGGCAUCUGCUAUUGGGUACAAAGAAUGAUGUCAGCGGAUUUUUAAGCCUUGCGAGAGUUGCCUGGCUGCUGUCAGGUCACAACUUUGCUAUUCCAUAAUUGGAUUCUUGAAUUGGUGGAAGUGGAUAUCAUUGACAUUUAUCAUCGAUGCACAUUUUCUUUCGAUUGUUCUUGCAUCUCAGUCCUUGCCAGUUUCAAGUUCAGCCAUGGAAACUGCAUUUCUACUGACAUACAGAAAUUCAAUGAGUUGAUGUUCACCUACGUUUUCUUGCUUAGGCUCUACCCAACCAAACAAUUGUAGAUAGGCUAACCCUACAGAUGCAGAAGCUGCCCAAACCGUUUUGUUGAGGAACAUCGAGGACCUGAAUGAUUGCCUUUACCAAGUUAUGUGAUGACCUUUCUUGAGUGAUAUGUUGCAUUAUUGUGGGAAUUAACAAAGAUGACAUUGAUGAUGGCGCAUAAAGAAGGUAUUAACAAACCACUCAAGGUCGGGUAAUUCCAUUAAAAAAUCAAUAGUUUUAAUUAGAAGUUAGAGAGUAAAACAUCUUAUAUUAAGAUUUUACUGAUUACAUUGAAUGCUCAGGUAAACUGUUAUCAAGAAUGUGCCAUUUCUAGAAAGCCACAUUUGGCCGUCCUUGGGAGAGCAUGGGUUUAGGAUACUUGGUAAGAAAUUCGGACCUAGGUUGAAACUGAAAGCCGUUGAUGAAAACUUUUAGAAAAUGAGCUGUCCCUCGAAUCCGACAUUGGGAAAUGGGUUGUAUGAAUCUCUCCGUGGAGUAGUGGGGUGGGUCCCGAUACCAAGAAUUUAAAUCCAAAAAAGUUCAAUUUCCUUAAAGUAUAAGCUGAUUGAAGCUAGGCCAAUCAAUGUUGUUUAAAUUGAUUUUAGGGAGUGAAAGUGAUUCUGUUACAGCGAAUGAGACUUAAUUAUUAAAGUGAGAAAAUUGAAUAUGGGGAGAUUUUUAUGAGGCAAUGUGGACUUUGGAGAGAAUCCCAUCUAGAAAGUGGGAAGCUUUAAAAGGAGAGUCCACUUAGGCAGACGGAUACGCUGAAACGUUGGGCACAUGGAAAAGGGAAAGGCACUUUUGGGUUUGUUAGACAAGUUCCUGGGAGCUUCUUUUUUAGAUUUAUUUUUUGCCGUUUGGUUCCCUCUUUAGGCUGACCUUUAUUCAGAUUCGAAGGGACUGCCACAUUCGAUUAACCCGUUAGUGGCAUCGAUCGUCUUAACUAGUUUUUAGAGUUGUUAGGCUAAUGGAUUGAGCUUUAUAGCAUGGAACAUGAAAGUCAAAGUUACACUUAGAGACGGUUUAAGACGCUGACAUGAUAUAAGAUAUGGAGAGUUCUAAUGUCUGGAAAGUUCUGAUCGAGUAUGUUUAAGCACUGAGAUGAUAUAAGAUACACGAAAGGAAAAUGACGGUGAGAUACGAAACAAGUUUCGAAAAUGGGUCCACAAACAAUUAAAAUCGGUGAGAUAGGAUAAUGAGCCGGAGAUGAUAUAAGAUGUGGGGAUAUACCAUCUCAUGUUGGACUUCCAAACAACCCCUUAUUCUCAUGAGUUUGUUAUUCUCAUAAUCUUUAUAAACUUGAACUUUUGAAUUUACCUUUGACAAACUAGGACCUUUGUACGAUAGAGCUUAAGUCUCUGCAGUUUCCUCUUUUGCACAAUCAGAGCACACUAUACAAAUUUAGGGUUCACAAUCACGUGUUACAUAAAUCCAAAACAUCUCAAACCCUUCAAUCAACCAUACAUAAAUUCAAUUCAAUUGCCAAUAUAUUUUCUAAGGAAUCCAUGCAGAUCUGAUAGUCUGUUGUCAUGAAUUUCUGAAAUACUUUCAGAACCCAGGGAAAUAUAUUUAGCCCUACUGUUGUAUCAUAUUUCUCUUACUUAUUAUAAAUAAUUAUUCUUUGAAUAUUAGAGCAAAUGCCGACUGAUUAAUUAGAAGCCAUGAAACUAUGAACUUUUGGUAAAUGGAGGAGACAUGGUUUUGAAAUUGAAAGGUUGGGUUAAAAGAUAAUGGAAAGAGCAAUACAUUCCCAUUAUCUCCAACUCCAACAGGAAGAGGCAAUUGAAACAAAAGUUCUCACUUUAAAAUAAACUCAAUGGACCAAGCAAACCACACAGUAGUUUGUCUCUUCGGUUGACUAAUGGCUCAAACUUCAUUUUUAUAUAUAUAUAUAUAUACACCGAAUUUUCCACUUUUCCACAACCUCCCUUUUUGUUACUUGCCACUUUAUUUGUUAAGAUGCCACCAAUCCCACGAUAUUUAGAGGUUUUCUCUCUAAAAGUUCUGUUUAGUUUAUUAUAUUUAUUUAUAUGGUUAAAAUACAUUUAUAAACACGAAAUGAUAUAAUCCAUGUAUUGUUAGACUUCCAAUGAUUAAGUCCACGUCAUUGGAAGAGGAAUAAUAACCCAAAAAUCUACUAUUUGAAUUGAAGGAAUGUUUGAAAAAAUAAUGAAGAAUAUUAUUUAGAUAUUAGUCCUAGAACAUGAUAACUAACUUGGAUCAAGAUGUCAGAUGUUCGAAUCAUGUUGAUCUAAAACAAGAGAAUAUCAUUAAUUAUAGGAAUAUUUAUUGACAUUGUUACUUUUUCUUAUACUAGGGGGUUGGAUUUCUGUUUUGAUCUUUGUGCUGUUUUAUAUCAAUUUUAUUCUUAGCCUCAGACAGAACAGUUAAGAUUACAAUGGGAAGAGGAGAGUAAUCUAGAGAUAUGGAUAUGCCAUUCGAACUCAUGUCUCCAAUGCUAAAACUCCAAACCCCAAAUUUGAUGCCACUAGUUGUUGAGUUGACUAUCAAAACAACUCGAUAAAGCACUUUAUUGGUGUUAAGUUGAAUAAUUUACAGCCAAGAAUAAAAUUUUAAUUAUGAUGAUCUGGCCACUAUAGUCCUACGAACAAAAGUACUAAAAUCCUAAUGAAAUGAAAUGAGUUGGAACUUGUCAAUAGAAUAAGAUUGGACAUGUAACUUUGAUUGUUUUGUAUCAAAAAUAAAAAUGCUGUCAAAAUUUUUCUUGGGAUUGUAUUGGCCUGGAAGGCUAAUUGCGUGAAAUUUAUAGAUCCACUUUCACAAAGAAAAGUGGGUUUAAAUGGAGUCACUUUAUUUGCCACUUAGAGAAUUCUUUUUUCUUCUUUAUACUUAAUAUCCCACCUCACUACUUUGCACGAUUUCCACUUUGAUUUAAAGUACGGUUAUGCCUCAAACACAAUUCCUCCUCUCAACAGUCGUCCUUCCACUAGUUACUUUCUUAAUUACGCCAAGUUGGUCGGCACCACAACAGCAAUUUCUCACCCUUUUUAUUUUUCUUAAAUGCUUGCCACUAGAUUUCCUGCUAUCUUCUCGUUAAGAAUAUACCUAGUUUAUAGGUUUAAGCUUUUAGAUUUAAUGGUUAUUUAUUAUAGUAUUAAAGCAAAAUUUUCGGAUCAAGAUGUGUAUAAGAUAUACAUUCUUGACCAAGAAGUCAGAAGUUCGAAUUCCUUCCUCCAAAUUGUUGUACUGAACAAACAGAGUUUUUGAAUUCAAAUAUUAUAAUAUUAUUUUAAUUCUAAUUGAUGUUAAAUUGGGUUGGAUUUCAUGAAUCAAAUUAAUAUGAUUCUACAUGUUAGUGAAAAUAUUAUAGAAUUAUGUAGACCUUAAUUUAUCAAUUAAGAGCUUUUAGAUUUAGAGAUGAUUUAAUAUUUCUGAUGGGUCAUGUAUAGUGGAUUGACAUUGGUCUAUGUUCUGCUGUCCUAUGCAAGCAACCAUUAUCUCUUCUUUCCAAGAUAUAGAUGCAUGAAAAUGGAUUUGCAAAUCGGAGGUGUAUAGUCCAACCAACACAUGAGAAAGAAAAUCAACAUCCGGAUGGAAGACCCCUUUUUUCUUUUCUUUUUUAUUUCUUUUAAUAAGAGAGAGAGUUGGAAAUGAUCUGUAACUUGACUAUUGGUCUAUGUUAUGCAUUUGUGUUGUGCCAUAGAUACCAGCAAGCCAAUAUUCUCCACAAAAUUUGUUUGUUAUGAGCUCUGUUGCAGUUUUUGAAAGCGAGGGAGUAAGUACAAAUCAUGUUAGCAGCAAGAGUGUGAGAUUUUGAAGGUUCUGAUGACAGGAAAUAACCAUAGCUGUGGAAACAACUGAAGAUUUGGCUGAAAAAAAGAAACUGGAUACUUUUACUACCAAGCUACUUCCCAAAGUACAAUUUACUGUGACAACUCCUCUUUUAAGUAAGAGAAGAGUUGGGUGUGUACAAAAGUAACACAGGAGGCUAGCUCAAGCUUCUCAUAGAUGAAAAUGGAAAAUUUAUUUGGUAACUUGCUUUGUGGUAUAACUUUUCAAAAUCCAGUUUAAAGGGGAGGGAAAGAGAAACUUUGAACUUCAAGCUUCUCAUAGAUGGAAAUGGAAAAUUUGUUUGAUAACUUGCUUUGUGGGACAACUUUUCAAAAACCAGUUUAAAGGGGGAGGGAAAGAGAAACUUUGAACUUUUGUCUAUCAAAAUGGUGAAGAUUGGGAAAUGUAAUGAUUGAGAAAACUUCUCUGAAUAAUUCUCACUCUGGUAUGGGUUUGUGGUCUUGAUCAAUUCUUACUUUUGGGUUAAAUCGAGUUAUAUUUUAUUCCUUUUUAUGGAUUCUCUGUACUUAUCCAUUAAUUUGUUAAAAAAAAUUACCUCUCUUGUUUACAGAUGAAACGUGGCAGAGUUGUGGCUUUCUUUUUCCAGAGGAUCACUAGAAUCUGGGAGCAGAUGGAUUUUUAGCCACAACAUUGAAAAGGGUAUAAACAAAGAUCACAUUGAAAUCCACCCAAAAAAGUGAAAAGAGAAUGAAGUUCAUAAAAUAAUAAAACAAGUGGGAGCAAAUGCCAAUGCAUUGUGUUGCUUUGUGCUCUGUUUGUCACCAUCAUUUGCUUGUUAAUUUUGCUUCUAAGCUUAUCCAGGAGCCUUUCUUGUCUAUGCAAGGUCAACAAGGUGAAAUAUGCACUUCAAAACUGUUGCUUUUGGAAUGGACCUCAUUUCAAUUUGUUGAUAAAUAAUAUCCUAAAAGUUUUUCUUUAUCAAUUUAGUGAUUGUGAGUUGAAAUUGA
This is a messenger RNA of Benincasa hispida (wax gourd), 8649 nucleotides long. Lineage: Eukaryota; Viridiplantae; Streptophyta; Magnoliopsida; Cucurbitales; Cucurbitaceae. The record is from RefSeq and is a predicted model, not a curated record.